CCUCGAAAUCCCCCUAAAGAUUUUUCCACAAUGAAGAAAUUCAAUUUUCGCAAAGUUCUGGAUGGUUUAACUGCCUCAUCCCCCGGUGGAAGUGGUGGCGGUGGCGGUGGUAGUGGGGCUGGUGGUGGCUCCAUGCACCCGGGAACAACUGCAGGAGCUGCGGGGACUCCCCGAGAUGAGAUCCAGGAGACCUUAACUUCAGAUUAUUUUCAAAUUUGCAAGACGGUUCGUCAUGGUUUUCCUUAUCUACCUACUGCCUUAGCUUUUGACCCAGUACAGAAAAUUUUGGCAAUUGGGACAAGAACAGGAGCCAUACGAAUCCUGGGCAGGCCUGGUGUUGAUUGCUACUGCCAGCAUGAGAGCGGUGCUGCAGUCCUGCAGCUCCAGUUCUUAAUCAACGAGGGUGCUUUGGUCAGUGCAUGCGCAGAUGACACACUUCAUUUGUGGAAUCUGAGACAGAAACGACCAGCUAUCCUUCAUUCUCUGAAAUUUAAUCGAGAACGGAUUACUUACUGCCAUCUACCUUUCCAGAGUAAAUGGCUUUAUGUUGGAACAGAGAGGGGAAACACACACAUUGUAAAUAUUGAGUCUUUCAUUCUUUCUGGAUAUGUUAUCAUGUGGAACAAGGCGAUAGAACUAUCCACAAAGACUCACCCUGGGCCAGUAGUACAUUUAAGCGACAGCCCGAGAGAUGAGGGAAAACUACUGAUAGGCUAUGAAAAUGGGACUGUAGUGUUCUGGGACUUAAGAUCUAAAAGAGCUGAUCUGAGAGCUUAUUAUGAUGAGGCUAUUCAUUCUGUUGCUUGGCACCAUGAAGGGAAACAGUUCAUGUGCAGUCACUCUGAUGGCAGCUUGACCCUCUGGAACCUGAAAAGUCCUAAUAGACCAUUCCAGACCACAAUUCCACAUGGAAAAAUUCAGAGAGAUGGAAAAAAAACUGAAUCUUGUAAACCAAUUCUAAAAGUAGAGUACAAGACCUGUAAAAACAGUGAGCCCUUUGUGAUAUUUUCUGGUGGACUGUCAUAUGACAAGGCUUGUAGAAGACCAAGUCUAACCAUCAUGCAUGGGAAAGCGAUUACAGUUCUUGAAAUGGAUCACCCUAUAGUUGAUUUUUUAACUCUUUGUGAAACCCCCUAUCCAAAUGAAUUUCAAGAACCCUAUGCUGUAGCUGUGCUUUUGGAAAAAGAUCUCAUUGUUGUUGACCUGACACAAAGCAAUUUUCCAAUCUUUGAAAAUCCAUAUCCCAUUGACAUUCAUGAGUCACCUGUUACCUGCACAGAGUAUUUUGCCGACUGUCCUCCAGAUUUGAUUCCUGUACUCUAUUCUGUAGGAGCAAAACAUAAAAAGCAAGGAUACAGCAAUAAGGAAUGGCCAGUCAAUGGUGGAGCAUGGAACCUUGGAGCACAGACAUAUCCUGAAAUUAUUAUCACAGGCCAUGCAGAUGGAUCAGUAAAGUUUUGGGAUGCUUCUGCCAUUACUCUACAGAUGUUGUACAAGUUAAAAACAUCAAAGGUUUUUGAAAAGCAGAAAGUAGGAGAAGGAAAAGCAACAGCUGAGAUUGUGGAAGAAGACCCUUUUGCUGUUCAGAUGAUGUACUGGUGUCCUGAAAGCCGAAUUUUCUGUGUGGCAGGAGUUUCUGCAUAUGUGAUUGUUUACAAGUUCAGCAAACAUGAAGUAAAUGCUGAAAUUGCAUCAUUAGAGGUUCGGCUUCAAUAUGAAGUAGAAGAUAUCAUUACUCCUGAACCGGAAAUAAUUCCGGCAUUUCCUGAUGCCUCCUCCCAGCUUCCUUCUUUAAAGAACCUGUCAGGCAGUACCAACACUGUCACCUGUGAAGGAAUGAAGGACAGCAUCCCAUGUCUUAGUGUUAAGACGCGACCUGUGCGAAUGCCUCCUGGGUACCAAGCAGAUCUUGUAAUUCAGCUGGUGUGGGUGGAUGGUGAGCCUCCACAACAGAUAACCAGUCUUGCUGUAAACUCUGCUUAUGGACUAGUUGCAUUUGGGAAUUGCAAUGGCUUGGCUGUAGUGGACUUUAUGCAGAAGACAGUGUUGCUGAGCAUGGGAACUCUUGACCUCUAUGGUUCAAGUGAUCCUUACCAGCGUCAACCCCGUUCUCCUCGCAAAAGCAAGCAGUUUGCUGCAGACAACUUUUGCAUGCGUGGCCUGUCUAACUUUUAUCCAGAUUUAACGAAACGGAUCCGUACUUCCUAUCAGAGCCUGACUGAACUCAGUGACAGUCCAGUUUCCCUGGAGCUAGAGCGUUGCAAGUCUCCCACUUCAGAUCAUGUCAAUGGUCACUGUACAAGCCCAACGUCCCAGAGCUGCAGUUCAGGAAAACGACUUUCUAGUGCGGAUGUCACCAAAGCAAAUCGCCGUGGGCCUGGGAGGCCCCCCUUUAGAAAAGCACAGUCUGCUGCCUGCAUGGAGAUUUCUCUCCCAGUCACCACAGAAGUAGGUUGCAUUUCCAGACGGGCAAUGCUUCAGCAAUUACACGGAGUCAGUACAUUCUCACACGACGAGCGUCACUGUACUGCUCACACACGGCCGAACAAAGAAAACCGGGAAAACUCCUUCAGCCGUUCGCGAAGCUCCAGUGUGUCCAGUAUCGACAGGGACUCCAAAGAAGCGAUUACCGCUCUGUACUUCAUGGAGUCCUUUGCCCGCAAGAAUGACUCUGCUGUCUCCCCCUGUCUCUGGGUUGGAACAGGCCUUGGCAUGGUCCUGAUCCUCUCUCUCAAUCUGCCUGCUGGCGAUGAAUUAAGGCAGACAGAGCCAGUCAUGGUGUCACCAAGUGGCACAGUUCUGACACUGAAAGGAGCCGUGCUGACCUUCGCAUGCUUGGACUGCAUGGGGACUCUGACACAUCCACCAUAUGAAGUGUGGCGGGACCCCAACAGUGCAGAUGAUGGUGAAAAAACAAGAAAAAGGAAACUUGUUAUGCAUUCCCCUUCUUCCUCCCAGGAUAUGGGUGAUCAUCAAUUUGCAGUCAUUUGUUCAGAAAAACAAGCCAAAGUCUUCUCAUUGCCCUCCCAAACAUGUCUUUAUGUCCACAACAUCACCGAAACAUCCUUUUUAUUGCGAGCAGAUGUGGUCACCCUCUGUAACAGCGUCUGUCUGGCGUGCUUUUGUGCCAACGGGCACAUCAUGACACUGAGCCUGCCCAGCCUUCGCCCGCUGCUGGACACCAACUACUUGCCUGUAACAGAUAUGAGGAUAGCGCGGACCUUCUGCUUCACUAACAAAGGGCAAGCUUUGUACCUCAGCUCUCCCACCGAGAUCCAGCGCCUGACGUACAGCCAGGAGAUGUGUGAUAGCCUGCAAGACAUGCUUGGGGAUUUGUUUACACCUGUGGAAACACCAGAAGCCCAAAACAGAGGCUUUCUCAAAGGACUUUUCGGAGGAAGUGGACAAGCUUUUGACAGAGAGGAGCUCUUUGGUGAAGCCACGGCCGGAAAAGCCUCUCGGAGUCUUGCCCAGCACAUCCCAGGAGCAGGAGGGAUCGAGGGCGUGAGAGGAGCUGCAGGAGGAGUUAUCGGGGACUUGACUCGCGCACGCAUUGCCCUUGACGAGAGAGGACAGAAGCUGGGAGAACUGGAUGAAAAGACUGCGAGCAUGAUGGCCAGCGCCGAGGCGUUUUCCAAACAUGCCCAUGAGGUGAUGCUGAAAUAUAAGGACAAAAAAUGGUACCAGUUUUAGACUUUUAAGGAAGGUACUUGCGGCUUUACUAAGACCAUUGUUACGGGAACUGACACUCAUUCCCAAAUCAACAGUCGUCACUGGUCAGAAACAACUAUUUUUCUCCUAGAAGACGUUUUUCUGGAUUCAAUGGAUUGAUCACAAUUGGAAGCCAGGAGAAAUUUUACAGACUGCAAGAUAGACGCCAGAAUGAUGAAAUCAUGAGG
Messenger RNA from Tinamus guttatus (white-throated tinamou), 3899 nucleotides. The record is from RefSeq and is a predicted model, not a curated record. NCBI's taxonomy places the organism in Eukaryota, Metazoa, Chordata, Aves, Tinamiformes, Tinamidae.